This is a messenger RNA of Neltuma alba, 792 nucleotides long. RefSeq lists its product as uncharacterized. The record is from RefSeq and is a predicted model, not a curated record. Bases 1 to 792 code for a protein of 263 amino acids. Lineage: Eukaryota; Viridiplantae; Streptophyta; Magnoliopsida; Fabales; Fabaceae. The transcript has 4 exons.
AUGGAUAGUGUCUUCUCCUUCUCAGAAGCUGCAAGACUUGAUUUCUUACAAUCUGCAUUUCACUCUUAUGGCUGUGCCUAUAUUCGCCUCUGGUCCUAUAGUUCAUCAUCCAACCGCGUUCCAGGACUGGCUUUUUGGAACCGAUAUUCUUUCCUAGAGCUGCAACAAUCCGAUCUCCUGCAACUGGCAUGGACAGAUAUAAAAAGACAAUUCUUUAAGACAGCUGUUUUCAUAGGUUGUCGCAAUGGGGAAAUUGAGCUCGGAUUCUCAUGUGUCUCUCACGUCAGUAACGAUGCUGAGAUUCAAACAGAUGUGCACGUACUACUGGUUUCCAGAAGAAUUUCUGUACAGUCCCAUCAAGUUGAACAGAAGAUUCCACCUUCAUCUUCAUCUUGUCUGAGGUCACUAUCUACAGGCAGCUCCGAUCAGUACACAUUUCUCCUAUUCAGCAAUAUUCCGAGCAGUUCAGCUUUGGUGCCUGAAAUGCUUCUGCAGCAAGAGAAUGACCACAACGGCGUUAUUAAAGCAAUUCUUCAUGUUAAAUCUUCGCCUUCUUCCAAUAAUAAUUCAACCUUAGUACUUGAGCAAGAUCCGCCUAAUAUUGUAAUUCCAGAAAGAGUUAGUGCUUUCAAGAGUUACAGGCCUUCUCGAAUGGGUCAUUACAAACCCAGUUUGCGAAGGCAAAGCUUGCUCAAGAGAUCUUUUGAACUGCUUAGAGGCUUAUAUUUUAUGAGAACGAGGGGGAAUAAUAUGAACAAUCUCGUCACAUUGGCAGCCAGUUCCUUCAUGUGA